Wickerhamiella sorbophila is the source of this 1782-nucleotide messenger RNA. RefSeq names its product Sugar transporter STL1. The coding region runs from base 1 to 1782 and encodes 593 amino acids. The transcript has a single exon. Gene Ontology annotation, molecular function: carbohydrate:proton symporter activity. The record is from RefSeq and is a predicted model, not a curated record. Lineage: Eukaryota; Fungi; Ascomycota; Dipodascomycetes; Dipodascales; Trichomonascaceae. Gene Ontology annotation, biological process: carbohydrate transport; transmembrane transport. Gene Ontology annotation, cellular component: membrane.
AUGGUUCGUGAACGAUCAGGUACCAUGCUUUCACGCAUGAGUGACAAGGUCGCAGUGGUCAUGCCUACUGAUAUGAAACGUUCAUCCACUAUGGGCCUGACUGGCCGCCCUCUGCGCUGGCUCAUCUCUUUCGCCGCUACUGUUGGCUUCUCGCUGUUCGGUUAUGACCAGGGUCUGAUGUCCGGUAUCGUCUCAGGCAAGCAGUUCUGCCAGAAAGAGUUCAAAAUCCUCUGUAAGAACCUGUUGGACAACGACGACACUACCCAUGACGAUGAUGUCCGCCAGGGCGCCGUCACUGCGUGUUAUGAGAUUGGUUGUUUCUUUGGUGCAUUGUUUGUGCUUGGUGUUGGUGAGCGCUGGGGCCGUAAGCCUCUUAUCAUGACCGGCUGCUUCAUCAUCAUUAUCGGUACCGCCAUUUCAGCGACCGCAUUUGGCGACAAAUGGGGUCUUGGUCAGUUCGUCAUCGGCCGUGUCAUUACUGGUAUUGGCAAUGGCAUGAACACUGCAACUAUUCCUGUCUGGCAAUCUGAGAUUGCCCGCCCUGAGCUCCGUGGUCGCCUUGUGCAGCUUGAGGGUUCAGUGGUUGGUGUCGGUACUAUGAUUGCUUAUUGGCUCGACUACGGUCUGUCAUUUGUUGAUUCUUCAAUUCAAUGGCGUCUUCCUGUUGCCAUGCAGAUCGUUUUUGCAUUGAUUGUUUUCCUUUUAAUGAUCGGUCUUCCUGAGUCACCUCGUUGGCUCGUCAACCAUGAACGCGAGGAGGAGGCCCGCCCUAUUUAUGCCGCCUUGGAGGAUGUGCCGUUGACCGACGAGAUUGUCGAGACCCGUUUAGCUCAUGCUAUCAACGACUCCAAGCGUUCUGGUGGUGGUAGGAUGCGCUUCUCUGAGCUCAUGACUCACGGCAAGACCGCCCAUUUCUCUCGUAUGUUGAUUGGUGCUUCUACCCAGUUUUUCCAGCAGUUUACUGGUUGCAAUGCCGCCAUUUACUACUCGACUAUUCUAUUCAAGAAGAUGGAUCUUGGUGACGUUAUGUCCCUGACCAUGGGUGGCAUCUUCGCCUCUAUUUACGCUGGUAUGACUCUGCCUGCUUUCUAUCUUAUUGAAAAGUGGGGUCGUCGUCCCUUGUUUUUGUUUGGUGCCAUUGGCCAAGGCUGCUCCUUCAUUAUCACCAUGGGUUGUUUGGCGGCUGUUCGUACCUCUCAGUUGAAGCGUGCUCACGCAGAUCUCACCCACCACGAGAAGCAGGUCACCAAGGGUGCUGCCGUUGGUUUGUAUCUGUUCAUUUCAUUCUUCGCUAUGUCCAUUCUUGGUCUGCCCUGGAUUUAUCCUCCUGAGAUCAACCCUCUGAGAACCCGUACCGCUGCCACUGCCGUCUCCACUUGCACCAACUGGUUGUCAAACUUUGCUGUUGUUAUGUUCACGCCAGUGUUUGUUGGUAACGCCGGCUGGGGUGCCUACCUGUUCUUCGCCCUGAUCAACUUCAUUUGGGUGCCUGUCAUUUUCUUGUACUACCCUGAGACUGCUGGCCGCUCCCUGGAGGAGAUCGACAUUAUCUUUGCCCGUGCCAACGAAGAGAACAAGAUGCCCUGGCGCGUUGCCGCUGUCAUGCCCAAGAUGGACAACGACGAGGUCCAUGCCGAAGCCCGCCGUCUUGGUCUCCACCUCGACGACGAGCUGCUCGACGAAGAGUCUGGCUUCGACAGCAACGACAAGGCUGCUGGCUACGAGAGCGACACUCCUGGUGAGACCCCUCUCGCUCGCAGCCCCUCGGCUACCUCUGCUUAA